AUGGCUACCGUCUCCCGCCUCUCGCCGCCGCCCUCCUCCCAUCGCCGUCCACCUCUGGCUGCCGCCCGCCUCUCACCGCCGUCCACCGGCCAUCAUCUCCCGCUGCUGGUCGCCCUCCUCCCACAGCCACUUGCUUCCCACCAUUGCUCGUCGUCCAACGGCCACCGUCUCCCGCCUCCGGCCGCCGCCUACCUCCCAUUGCCGGCCACCGUGGGCCAUCGCCUGCCGUCCACCGGCCACCAUCCUGCCUCCAACCGCCCUCCUCUCGCCACUACCCGCCUCCCCCCAUCGGCAGCCCUCCUCCCAUCGCCGGCCGCCUCCGGCCACCGUCCUCCGCACUGGCUACGUUGUUGUCCGCCGCCGCCACCUCCCCCCACCGUCCGCCUCCCACCAUCCACUCACCCGCCAUCCGAGAGGGACAAAUUUUGUGCCGUUAUCAAAUAA
Messenger RNA from Syzygium oleosum, 444 nucleotides. Its product is annotated as leucine-rich repeat extensin-like protein 5. The transcript has a single exon. Lineage: Eukaryota; Viridiplantae; Streptophyta; Magnoliopsida; Myrtales; Myrtaceae. The record is from RefSeq and is a predicted model, not a curated record. The coding region runs from base 1 to 444 and encodes 147 amino acids.